AUGUUUCACAGGUUGUGGGGAACGAGGAGAAGUGUCGCCAGUGCAAGACUAGACGUGGAAAGAUGCAGGGGGCCAUCUCCUGAUGAUAUUCCCGAUGUCAUGGCAGACUACCUACAGCAGGCUGGCUUCCUACAUGUCGCCCGCAUGCGGCAUGUUCAGAUUGAUCCCAUGUUGAUCAGUGCUCUGGUGGAGAGGUGGAGACCAGAGACACACACGUUCCACAUGACGCAGGGCGAGAAGACCAUUAUGUUACAGGAUGUUACGGCUAUAUUGGAAUUGCCGACUGAUGGGAAAGUGGUUACGGGUGCUACAUCCACGAACGAGCGAGUCCUGUGCGAGGAAGUGCUUGGCCACGCCCCGCUCGUUUCAGAGCAGCCGUACGGGGAUGUCAAGCUCUCAUAUUUAGACAGACAUUACGCGCAUUUGGGUGCAAGUGCUGCGGAUCCACAGCAGGUUAUAUUUUUUACUAAGGCACACAUUGCGCGUAUGUUGGGAUCAUGGCUUCUCUGCGACAAAUCUGGAGGUAGCGUCGUCGGAUGUCGCUACAUUGCGUUGCUUGCAGGAGAUUUUGAUGACAUUGGUCAAUACAGUUGGGGAUCUGCUGUUCUCGCACAUUUGUUUAGACAAUUGUGCGAGAUUACUGACCCGCGCAGAUCAAACAUGGGUGGGUGUCAUAUACUGCUGCAGAUAUGGGCGUGGACCAGGUUUCCACCUAUUGCUCCUCCUCUUCCUCAGCUUACUCACCCAGAGUGGCACUUCGGGCACCGGUUUAAUGGUUUAAUUGAUAGUCUGGAGAUAUUUUAUUUCGCGACUACUCCUGAGCAUUUUGAGACCUUCAAUUUAGACUGGGUUCAUGAGGAGAUUGGGUGCUUAAUUCCUGUAUUCAGAGAGUCCUCCAGGGUGGAGGAGCCAGGAUCACAAGCUCCCCCGGCCCAGACACUGGAUGAGCCUCGAAUAUCUCUUGACAUUCGGUUUUGA
This is a messenger RNA of Gastrolobium bilobum, 978 nucleotides long. Its product is annotated as serine/threonine-protein phosphatase 7 long form homolog. The record is from RefSeq and is a predicted model, not a curated record. The transcript has 4 exons. Bases 1 to 978 code for a protein of 325 amino acids. NCBI's taxonomy places the organism in Eukaryota, Viridiplantae, Streptophyta, Magnoliopsida, Fabales, Fabaceae. Gene Ontology annotation, biological process: meristem maintenance; meristem development.